AUGAUGCAAUUCAAGAAGAUCAAGUACGACGUCGUCGGACUGACCGAGACGAGACGACGUCACCUUCUCAACGCCGUAUAUGAAACUGGAGAAGAACUGUUCUUAGGAACAUGCGACAGUAGAGGUGUUGAUGGAGUUGGCAUCCUCGUCAACACGAAUAUGGCAAAGAAGAUCGACUCUUUCGAACAACUUACGACCCGAAUCGGACGUCUGCGGAUGAGAAGAUGCGGUCCAACACCAUGGGAACUCGCAAUUCCAGAAGCUCUCCUCUCUACGCUGGACGUGGGAGUCAUCCAGUGGAGGGUACCGUAA
Necator americanus (New World hookworm) is the source of this 312-nucleotide messenger RNA. RefSeq lists its product as uncharacterized. The coding region runs from base 1 to 312 and encodes 103 amino acids. The record is from RefSeq and is a predicted model, not a curated record. Lineage: Eukaryota; Metazoa; Nematoda; Chromadorea; Rhabditida; Ancylostomatidae. The transcript has a single exon.